AUGUUAGGAAUACGCACCCCGACCAAGAACGCGUCAAUGGCAAAAUCACCCGAAAGGAACCCGCCGAAGCCACUGGAGGAGGCUGGAUCUUCUUCGCAAUCCAGCAUAAGGAAAAGCGUAGGCGAAUGGGAAGCGAGACUGGAAGACAAACAAAAGUCCAUCUCUUCGCUCAAGAAGACAGCUAAUGAGCCGACACAGAAAGCCAGCCCACCCGCCCAAAAAAGGCCAAUCGCCUUCAAAAUUGACAACCCUCCGGGCCCCAAAAAUAUCGUACGGAACCCAAGAGUGGUCGAGGCUAGAACAUGCCUCGUGAAAGUCAAGAACGCCAUGGCUCUUUCCAAAAAUAUAAAGAAAGAAAUAAAAGAAGAAGUUACAAACCAAGUGGACAGACUUUACCGUCUGGUCAAAGAGGCAGAGGCGGACCACGAAGCAACCCCACCCAUUAGUGCGGCUAAGCCAAUUAUAGAGGCAAAUGACCCAGUGACUCCUCCUUCAUCGUUCUCCCGCUCUGAGCGGGAGAGGGAGGUGGGGAGAGUCAUUGAGUCUGAAACUGCAGCUCUUAAGAAGGUAUUGGAAGAGCAUAGCAAGAAACUUGCCGAAAAUACCGAAAAAAUGGACAGGCUGAAAGAGGCACUGCGGACUAGCCAAGAAAAUAUGCCAAAUAUCUCAUAUGCUAGUGCAGUGGCAAGACAGCCUACAAAAUCACCACCUAGGCAAACAGCCCUCCACUCUAUAGCCGUAACUACAGAGGAUGAAGGAAUAACGGGUGAAAAAGUACUCGAUAAAAUAAGGGAAGCAGUUGACGCUAAAGAAGAAUGGAUCAGAGUUGAUAGGGUGAGAAAGGCGAAAAAUAGGAAGAUCAUAAUGAGUUUUGAAAAGAAGGAAGACAGAGACAAGGUAAAGGAAAGACUGAGGGUGAAGGGAACCGAUCUCACCGUCGAGGAGGUGAAAAAUAGGGACCCGCUUCUGGUCCUCAAGGGAGUCCUAACUGUAAACACUGAUGAGGACAUAACAAAAGCCUUGAGGAACCAGAAUAGGGAAAUUUUUGGAAACCUCAACGACGGGGACGACCGGAUCUCAGUCAAGUACAGAAAAAGAACCCGCAAUCCGCACAUGGCCGAUGUGGUACUGAGCGCCUCGCCUGCCAUCUGGAGGCAGAUCACGGUAAAGGGCAAUGUCCACAUAGAUCUCCAGAGGGUCAGAGCGGAGGACCAGUCUCCACUGAUCCAGUGCUCGAGAUGCCUGGGCUACGGCCACAGUAAGAAAUUUUGUAAGGAAACUGAGGAUGGGUGCAGCCACUGCGGAGGACCGCACCUUAAGACCAAGUGUGCGGAGUGGGCCGCGGCCACCCCGCCCUCGUGCAGGAACUGCUUGAGAGCGAAGCUCGAUAAUAGAGAGCACAACGCUUUCAGCAGCGACUGCCCGAUUAGGCGGAGAUGGGACGAACUGGCCCGCUCCACAGCGAAUCUCCAGAGAAAGAAAUUGGCGUUCACAGAGCUGCUACUCGAGUCGGGGAAAUGCGGGGCGCACAUAGCGCUAGUACAGGAGCCAUAUGUUGGUAGAGAAGGCAGGGUCUCGGGUCGGAGCGGGAUCAGGGUCUUCCAGAACGUUGACAACGGGGAGGGUACGGUAAAGGCUGCAGUAAUUGUUUUUAAUGCGGACCUCCACGUCAUACAGUACCCAAAACUCACCACGAACAACAUCGCGGUGGUGGGGAUCCGAACCAGCGCCUGGGAGAUAGCCCUGGUAUCGCUCUACUUCGAGCCUGACCUAGAGAUGGACCUCUACCUGGCGCACCUCCGCAAAAUCCGGCUUGAGUUGGGAGCACAAAAAUGGAUAGUCGCGGGUGACUGCAAUGCCAAAAACAUUUGGUGGGGUAGUCCCGUGACGGAUCGCCGGGGAGAAGAACUGCAUGGGACUCUGGAGGACCUGGGUCUUGUUAUCCUUAACAAAGGGGAAAUUCCCACGUUUGACGUCGUAAGAGGUGAGCGAAGAUACACCAGCUUCGUCGAUAUCACAACGGCGUCACCCGACCUCCUGGACCUGGUGGACGGCUGGCGCGUGCGCGAAGACUUAACUACCUCGGACCACAACGGCAUAUCGUUUAAGUUACACCUAAAACGCACAAGACACAACUAUAUCAAGCACACAACACGAUCAUAUAACACACGGAAAGCCAAUUGGACCCAGUUUCGUGAGAAACUGGGUCAAAUUUUGCAAUCCCAAAACAUUACAGUCACAAACAUCCAAGACACUAUCACAGCUACACAAUUAGACUACAUCAUACACAAACUUAUACAGGCGUUAACUGAAGCGAGUGAGUGUGCAAUUCCCAAAAUUAGGAGGAAGGACACACUCACGUUGCCGUGGUGGUCUGAGGAGCUGUCGACGCUGAAGCGCGAGGUGGCCACCAGGAAGAGGAGGAUCCGGUGUGCGGCACCGAUUCGACGGUCGAAAGUGGUCGAAGAAUACCUGGAGGCCAGGACAAAGUACGAGACCAAAGAAAAAGAGGCUCAAACUAGGUCCUGGAAGGAAUUUUGCGGGAAACAGGACCGAGAGUCUCUCUGGGGGGGUAUAUAUAGGGUGUUGGGCAGGACGGCCAAGCGGGAGGAAGAUCCACCGCUGGUGGUAGAAAACACGGAAAUUGAUGCCAAGAGCUCCGCCCGACUUAUGGCCGAGACCUUUUACCCCAAGGACUCCGAGGAGCAAGACUCCGAGGAGCACCGACGGGUGAGGGCCCUGGCGGAGCUCACGGAUAGCGAGACUUCCUCGGACCAGGGGGACCCCCCUUUCACUCAUUUAGAGUUAAAGCUGGCGAGUCGUUCUUUCGACCCGAAGAAAGCCCCUGGAGCGGACGGCUUCACCGCCGACAUAUGCCUGCAUGCGAUAAACCUCAACCCGGACCUCUUCUUGUGCCUUUUCAACCGGUGCCUGGCAAUCCACCACUUUCCCGGGGCCUGGAAGGAGGCCACAGUAAUCUUCCUUCGGAAGCCCGGAAAGGCCACCUACACGACCCCAAAAUCGUAUCGUCCUAUAGGCCUCCUUCCGGUACUUGGAAAGGUCUUGGAAAAGAUGCUUGUCACUAGACUACAAUUUCAUAUAGCGCCUAGGCUUAGCACACGCCAAUUUGGCUUUAUGCCCCAACGGAGCACCGAAGACGCCCUCUACACCUUAGUGAAACAUAUCAGACAUAAACUAGACAGCAAGAAGAUUGUCGUUCUGAUAUCACUGGAUAUAGAGGGCGCAUUUGAUAACGCUUGGUGGCCCAAAAUAAAGGUCAGGCUGGCGGAGGAAAAAUGCCCCAUAAACAUCCGACGGCUUUUGAGCAGCUAUCUAAAUGACAGGAGCGUCAAAGUCAGGUACUGUGGGGAGGAGUACGCAAUAGCUACCGAGAAGGGUUGCGUGCAGGGAUCUAUUGGCGGACCAAUAUUAUGGAACUUACUUUUAGACCCACUGCUCCGGGACUUGGAAACUAGUGGCGCGUACGUGCAGGCAUUCGCUGACGAUGUGGUGUUGGUGUUCGAGGGUGACACGGCCCUCGAAAUCGAACGGCAGGCCAACGCCGCCCUUGAACGUGUGAGAAUGUGGGGAGCGGCAAAUAAACUUCGAUUUGCGCCUCAUAAGACCAAUGCAAUGGUUAUGACGCGCAAAUUGAAGUACGACGACCCGCGUCUACGCAUGGGCGGGGUCGACGUUGCCUUGUCGAACGAAAUCAAACUGUUGGGUGUUGUCAUUGACCGAAAACUCACAUUCAACGCCCACGUCGCGAGUGUCUGCAAGCGCGCGGUAGCCUUCUACCAUCAGUUGGCACGAGCAGCUAAGGUCAGCUGGGGUCUCCACCCCGAAGUAAUCCGUACUAUCUAUGUAGCGGUGGUCGAACCUGUAGUUCUGUAUGCCGCCAGCGUAUGGGCGCCUGCUGUGGACAGGCUCGGAAUCCGGAAGCAGCUGAACGUGGUCCAGCGAGGCUUCGCACAGAAGCUCUGUAGGGCAUAUCGCACUGUCUCCCUGAACGCGGCCCUGUUGCUCGCUGGGAUACUCCCACUCGACCUUCGCGUCCGCGAAGCCGCGGCGCUGUAUGAGGCGAGGAAGGGGGUGCCCCAGCGAGAGAUAGGGGAUCGGGAGGUAGAGCGAAUGUCCUCGGCCCUUCGGUCACCGCAUCCCGCCAGUCAUCUCGACCUCGAGUUCAAGUGCCUGAUGGACCAGGAGCAACUUAUGGCCAAUAAUGACAAUGACUUCAAUAUCUAUACGGACGGUAGCAAGAUUGAGGGCAAGGUGGGGGCGGCGCUAUCCAUAUGGAGUGACGCCGCCGAAACCAAAGCCCUCAAGCUUGCGUUACCGUCUUACUGCACGGUCUACCAGGCGGAGCUUCUGGCGAUAUGCCGGGCGGCACGGAUGGCCGCAGCAAACUUGGCCGGAUCUGUCGGAAUUUACUCCGACUCAUUGUCAGCAUUGCAGACGCUGCAAAAUCCAAAGGCUCUCCACCCCCUGGCGGUAGAAGCGCGAGGGUUCCUGCGAGACGCUUUGCUCCAGAACAAACGUAUAAGCUUGUUCUGGAUCAAAGCCCAUGCAGGACUGGAGGGGAAUGAGCGUGCCGACAAUCUGGCCAAGGAGGCUGCUCUGAGGUCUAAACGCAAAUUUGACUACGACAGCUGCCCCGUCUCAUUCAUCAAGCGAAGCAUUCGUAUGCGAUCGCUUGAUGAGUGGAACGACCGGUACCGAGCCGGUGAAACGGCCGGCGUCACCAAAAUAUUUCUUCCUGAUGCGGUGGCGGCCUACAGAGUUGUAAGUAAAAUGGAGGUGGACGGACUCGUCACCCAGGUGUUGACGGGGCACGGCGGAUUCUCCGAGUACUUGCAUCGCUUCAAGUGCAAGGAGAGUCCGUCCUGCAUCUGCGACCCCGGGGUGUCCGAGUCUGUUCCCCAUCUCCUGUUUGACUGUCCAGUUCAUGCGUAUAAACGAAUGAAGCUGGAACAAGAGAUCGAAAUUCAACUGUCGAUAGGUAAUAUUGUGGAUAUCAUACACGAUAAUAAAAAAAGGGAUGUUUUCUUUAAAUAUUGUAAAGAUAUAUGCAUAGAAAGUCCGCCAGCGGACAGCUGUACGCCGCUCAGAGUUCGCCAGCGGACAGCUGUACGCCGCUCCGAGUUCGCCAGCGGACAGCUGAACGCCGCUCAGAGUUCGCCAGCGGACAGCUGUACGCCGCUCAGAGUUCGCCAGCGGACAGCUGUACGCCGCUCCGAGUUCGCCAGCGGACAGCUGAACGCCGCUCAGAGUUCGCCAGCGGACAGCUGUACGCCGCUCAGAGUUCGCCAGCGGACAGCUGUACGCCGCUCAGAGUUCGCCAGCGGACAGCUGAACGCCGCUCAGAGUUCGCCAGCGGACAGCUGUACGCCGCUCAGAGUUCGCCAGCGGACAGCUGUACGCCGCUCAGAGUUCGCCAGCGGACAGCUGUACGCCGCUCAGAGUUCGCCAGCGGACAGCUGUACGCCGCUCAGAGUUCGCCAGCGGACAGCUGUACGCCGCUCAGAGUUCGCCAGCGGACAGCUGUACGCCGCUCCGAGUUCGCCAGCGGACAGCUGUACGCCGCUCAGAGUUCGCCAGCGGACAGCUGUACGCCGCUCAGAGUUCGCCAGCGGACAGCUGUACGCCGCUCAGAGUUCGCCAGCGGACAGCUGUACGCCGCUCCGAGUUCGCCAGCGGACAGCUGAACGCCGCUCAGAGUUCGCCAGCGGACAGCUGUACGCCGCUCAGAGUUCGCCAGCGGACAGCUGUACGCCGCUCAGAGUUCGCCAGCGGACAGCUGAACGCCGCUCAGAGUUCGCCAGCGGACAGCUGUACGCCGCUCAGAGUUCGCCAGCGGACAGCUGUACGCCGCUCAGAGUUCGCCAGCGGACAGCUGUACGCCGCUCAGAGUUCGCCAGCGGACAGCUGUACGCCGCUCAGAGUUCGCCAGCGGACAGCUGUACGCCGCUCAGAGUUCGCCAGCGGACAGCUGUACGCCGCUCCGAGUUCGCCAGCGGACAGCUGUACGCCGCUCCGAGUUCGCCAGCGGACAGCUGUACGCCGCUCCGAGUUCGCCAGCGGACAGCUGAACGCCGCUCAGAGUUCGCCAGCGGACAGCUGUACGCCGCUCAGAGUUCGCCAGCGGACAGCUGUACGCCGCUCAGAGUUUGCCAGCGGACAGCUGUACGCCGCUCCGAGUUCGCCAGCGGACAGCUGUACGCCGCUCAGAGUUCGCCAGCGGACAGCUGUACGCCGCUCAGAGUUCGCCAGCGGACAGCUGUACGCCGCUCAGAGUUCGCCAGCGGACAGCUGUACGCCGCUCACUGUUCGCCUCACAUGGGGCUCGGCCCAAAGACUUAUCUUUAG
Molecule: messenger RNA, 6366 nt
Organism: Maniola jurtina (meadow brown)
Lineage: Eukaryota; Metazoa; Arthropoda; Insecta; Lepidoptera; Nymphalidae
Exons: 3
Coding region: 1-6366 (2121 amino acids)
Molecular function (GO): nucleic acid binding; RNA-DNA hybrid ribonuclease activity
Source: RefSeq, a predicted model, not a curated record